AUAAGUAUCAUCGAGUUCUUCCAGGAAUCUAUUUAGGGAGGGAUGGAGAGAGUUGUCAAUGCAUGUAGUAUACACAUAAGGUUUAAAAGUAUAGUUAAAGCAAGUGCAGUGAAACAGAAGGGUUUCAGUGAACUAGAGGAUACCAUGGCGGACAGUGAGCAUAAACUUCACGUUGGUAUCGUCGGUGGUGGAUUAGUAGGAGCUUUAGCUGCUUGUUACUUUGCCAAACGAGGACACUCCGUUUCUGUUUACGAAUAUCGUUCAGAUAUUCGGAAAGAAAAAUUGAUGGGUCAGAGUAUAGAUCUAGCUUUAUCAACACGUGGACGAGAAGCUUUAAGAGCCGUAGAUCUUGAAGACGCUCUUGUUAAUCAACAUGGUAUAGCUAUGAGAGGUAGAAUGUUACAUGGUAAAAACGGCCGAUUGAAAGAAAUGAUUUAUGACAGUGUCAAAGGAAAUUGCAUUUAUUCUGUAAAUAGACAAUAUCUCAAUGAAAUUUUACUCAACGCUGCAGAAAAGCGUCCAGAAGUAAAACUUCACUUUAAUUCAAAAAUCGUUGAUGCUGAUAUCGAUCAAGGAAAAUUAACAAUUUUGAAUAUGAAAAAUCAUACGACGGAAGAAGUAAAUAUUGAUUUAAUAAUCGGAGCAGAUGGAGCUUAUUCCACAAUACGUAAAAUCUUUAUGAAAAGACCACUUUUUAAUUGCAGUCAGAUUUACAUAGAACAUGGAUACAUUGAAUUAUUUAUUCCAUCUGGAAAAAAUAACGAGUUUUCAAUGAGCGGUAAUCAUCUUCAUAUUUGGCCAAGGGACGACUUUAUGAUGAUAGCAUUACCAAACGAGGAUCACAGUUUUACUGCUAAUCUCUUCGCACCUUUUAAAACUCUAGACAAAUUGAAAACAUCUGAAAGUUUAAUAAAAUUUUACAAGGAACAAUUUCCAGAUUUGUUGGCAUUGAUCGGCCAGGAAAAAUUAGUAAAAGAUUAUUUCGAAAGGCAACCGAAAACUUUGAUUUCGAUAAAGUGUAAACCAUUUCACAUGGGUAAAAGGGCUAUUUUGGUUGGAGAUGCUGCUCAUGCUAUGGUACCAUUUUAUGCUCAAGGAAUGAACGCCGGAUUCGAGGAUAUUCUGUUACUGGAUAAUCUAAUGGAAAAAUAUAAUUCGAAUUUAAACGAAGUUCUUUCAAAAUUUUCGGAACUUCGGUGUAACGAUGCAGAAGCAAUAUGUGAUUUAGCGAUGUAUAAUUAUAUAGAGAUGAGGCAUUUAGUAACAAAAAAGUCUUUCGUUUUCCGUCGACAUCUCGAUACUAUUUUACAUAAAUUUAUUCCAAAUACUUGGAUACCACUUUAUAGUACGGUACAUUUCAGUCGUAUGAGUUUCCAAGAAUGUAUUGCUAAUAAAAAAUGGCAAGAUAAGGUAUUGCAAAGAGGUCUGUGGUGCUUAGGAACAGUGUUAACUACUAUUUUUGUUCUCUCCUUUACAAAAAUUAAUUUCGAAUAGAUAACAAUAAUUUAGGUUAACUAAAAAAAAUUUCAAUUUUUUCGAAAAUCCAAUUACAUUAUAAACGAUACGAUACCUUAUAACUAAUUCUAAUAAUCUUCAUAAUAAUUACUUAUUAACAAAUUAUUUUUCAAGUUUUAUGUCACAAAUAUAAUCUUAAUUAUAUACUUUUAAUUAUGAAUUAAUUAUUAAAAGUAAUACGAAAAAUGUCAAUAACUUAGACCGCGUCAAAAACGAGAUUUCGAUCGAAUAUACGUAUAUAUAGCUCGAAAUGCAUUACCCAAUAAACGCGUUCGUAGAUGGGGAUUGCGUGAAUCUAGAAAUGUAAUUGGAUCGAUUCGUAGGAAGCUCAUUGGUCGAACGUAAAGACCAAUAGGCUGCAAGAAUUAAAUUUAACCUCUUAGUAUUUGGAGGUAAUUUCAAACUUCGAAAGUUCUCAAAUCGAUAUGUGACAAUUAUUUGGAACGUGAUAAAGACUUUACGUGAGAAAAAAAGGAAAAUUCGAAAAAAAAAAGAAAAAAACGUUCAGACAAUCGUUGAAAAACAAUGUCUGUUCGACGAAUAAUAAUGACGAUCACGUGAAUUUAACGCGAAUAAGGUACUUCGAAAUCGAUUAUAUUAUAUUUAUAAUAUCUUAAGAAACCGAAUACUCCCCACCACUGGCAGCUUGCGCAUGGGGGCCAGUAGAUGGCGACACAAUGAGAAGGAUGGAAGAAGAAGAGAGAGCGAGAGAGAGAGAAAGGGAGAGAAAUAGAGAGAAAGAGAGAGAGAGAGAUAGCAAAUGUAAAGAGGAGAGAAGACGGUUCUUGAUGCAGUUGCUCGUAGAAUAACGCAAUAUACGGGUGUUCGUAGAACGAGAGAGAUAAAGGAACAUGCGGAAUGAAACGGUCGCGUUUCGGCUGUCAUGAUUAUUCGUUCGCCUAACGCCUAUCGUCCAUUUAAAAAUCUAGCUAACACGAUAUCGAUAAUACGCGGAUUACUUAUUAAAUCUAAAAGCCAAGAGCGCGCAGUGUGAAGUUAGUAAACGUACGAACGGAAACACGGGGUCGUCGUUUUUUUUUUUUUUCAGAUAUUCGACGACAGUAUA
Vespula pensylvanica (western yellowjacket) is the source of this 2581-nucleotide messenger RNA. It is a transcript of the gene cn, whose product is annotated as kynurenine 3-monooxygenase. The transcript has 11 exons. Gene Ontology annotation, molecular function: FAD binding; kynurenine 3-monooxygenase activity; NAD(P)H oxidase H2O2-forming activity. The coding region runs from base 43 to 1494 and encodes 483 amino acids. The record is from RefSeq and is a predicted model, not a curated record. Lineage: Eukaryota; Metazoa; Arthropoda; Insecta; Hymenoptera; Vespidae. Gene Ontology annotation, biological process: NAD+ metabolic process; L-tryptophan catabolic process; quinolinate biosynthetic process. Gene Ontology annotation, cellular component: mitochondrial outer membrane.